AUGAACCCGGCUACUCGGAGACUAAUCUCAUCGUCGUCAAUACCCCGGCAUGUCACAGCGCGGUCGAGGAAUUCCACAUUCAUUCGCCGAGCCUCUCUAUCUACAUUGGCCAAGAAUCGUGUACCAAGGAACGUCAGUACCCACUCUAAAGCGUGCAAUUCGACUCUCGCGGAAGCCUCGACUAGUUCUACACCGUUGCCAGCAUCACUAUUGAAGCAAUCGUCAGAUAAUGCAACCGAACAUCACACAAAGAUAUUCAAAGAGGACUCAAGUACGCCAAUCGCUCGUUACCAUCAACUUGUAGAGUCAGGGAUCCUGCGGGGAGAUGAACAUCAACAUCGUAUAAUUGGAAGACUACAAAGGCUUCAUAAUCAACUGCUCAGCUACGACCCACCGACUAUUCCUAGCCCCUCAGAGUCUAAUUCAUUGCUCUCUCGGAUAUUUCCUUUCACUCGCAGCGAUCCCGAUGCGCAGGCUCCCCCUCCUAACAUUCCUAAAGGUCUAUAUCUCUAUGGAGAUGUCGGGACGGGCAAGACCAUGUUAAUGGAUCUAUUCUACCAGACACUGCCUUCAAAUAUGACUCGGAAGCGCCGGGUUCACUUUCAUGCGUUCAUGAUCGACGUACACAAGAGGGUCCAUGAAGCCAAGAAAGCAAUGGGAUAUCGUGGUGGCGACCCGAUAUUGCCUGUAGCCAGAGACCUGGCGAAUGAAGCUUGCGUACUUUGCUUUGACGAGUUCCAAGUUACUGAUAUCGCCGAUGCCAUGAUUCUUCGACGUCUACUAGAGAACCUAAUGAAGUUUGGUGUUGUCAUGGUGAUGACCUCAAACCGACAUCCUGACGACCUUUACAAGAAUGGGAUCCAAAGAUCAAGCUUUGUUCCAGCCAUUGAGUUAAUUAAAUCCCAAAUUGAAGUCACCGAUUUGAAUUCUGGAACUGAUUACCGUCGUGUUCCUCGUGCGCUAUCCAAAGUCUAUUAUGAUCCCCUUUCCGAACAAACGGACAUUGCUAUUCGUCAAAUCUUUGAUCAAUUUACGUCUGAGCGUUCCGAUCCUCCCAUCGAGAAUAGGCCGUUGAAGAUUUGGGGAAGGACACUGCUGGUACCUAAGAGCACUUCUACAGUAGCUUGGUUCGAGUUCGACAAGCUUUGCGGUCAGCCGCUCAGUGCUGCUGAUUAUAUUGAAGUGGCCAGGGUUUUCGAGACGGUGUUCGUUGUGGGUAUACCGAAAAUGGGGUUGAGUCAGAAGGACAUGGCAAGGAGGUUUAUCACUUUCAUUGAUGCAUGCUAUGAAAGCAAGACAAGAUUGUUUGUCACUUCAGAAGUCCCUGUGACACAGGUUUUCUCGGAUGAUGCUUCGAAUGAUGCUGCCAAACCGAUAUCCGAUCAUAUGAGAAGUGUUAUGGACGACUUGGGUUUAACCAGCCACGCUGUUGGUAGUAGUUCUAUUUUCACUGGCGAAGAAGAGGUGUUCGCCUUCGCGAGAGCUUGCUCCCGAUUGGUUCAGAUGGGUAGCAAAGAAUGGGUGGAGAUGGCAGGUCAGAGUUGA
Messenger RNA from Pleurotus ostreatus (oyster mushroom), 1545 nucleotides. RefSeq lists its product as uncharacterized. Gene Ontology annotation, cellular component: mitochondrion; cytoplasm. The record is from RefSeq and is a predicted model, not a curated record. The coding region runs from base 1 to 1545 and encodes 514 amino acids. The transcript has 10 exons. Gene Ontology annotation, biological process: protein quality control for misfolded or incompletely synthesized proteins. Lineage: Eukaryota; Fungi; Basidiomycota; Agaricomycetes; Agaricales; Pleurotaceae. Gene Ontology annotation, molecular function: ATP binding; ATP hydrolysis activity.